UCAUUGAGUGCGGUUUCCGUGGCUCUAUAAAAUACGCGUUUUCCUGCACGCCCUGAUAUUGCAAUCGCAAUUGUUUUUAUAAAUAUUUAUUGUUCCGGAUUCGCCAUGUGCCAACUGCAAUUGCUCGGUUUCCUGGUCAUCAUUUUGCAUAUUAGCUUUAUUUGCGGUCAAAACCUGCCAUACAUCGCUUGUCCGGAUAUUUUCGAUUACUUGGAAUACCAAAAUCAGUACAUAGGCCAUUUGAAUCUGGUUCUGGAUAGUUCUUUAUCGGAAAACGUAGUGCGUGUGGAACUCUCGCAGCCUGGCAGAAGGACUCCGUCGCACCCGGGAUCUCUUAACUUUUUGGAGAGCGAGGAGUCGCUCAAGUUCCGCUUGAGAAACAAUGAGCCCAUCAACUAUCGGAUUGACUUUCCCACGCCGGGAGUGGUGCCCAAACUAACCAUGGUUUCCGUCAACGGGGAGAUUGUGUGCCAAGCUUCACAGUUUGGGCCUCCUAGCACGAAAUUGUCAUUGUCGCGUACUCUGCGAAGUACUGUUCCUUUGGCGGCACUACCGACACGCCCCCAACAACCGCAGUGGUCCCAAAACCCUCAAAGUAACUGGACAGAAGCCCCCCAGGAACAGGAGCCUCCGCAAAGAGCACAACCACCACCAAGGCCACGUCCGCGUCCACGACCACAAGAAGUACCUCAACCGCAGUUCGCCACCUCACCCAGACCGGUUCCACCACCCCUGAUUCCGCCAGUUCAGGUCACCAGAUCCAGUUCCCGACCCACGACCAUCGGACAGUUAAGGGGAGUCUGCGGUAGGGAGAAGACCAUCCAGACGCCCUACAUCCACCACGGAAUCGAGGUGGAGCGGGGUCAACUGCCCUGGAUGGCGGCUCUUUUCGAGCAGGUCGGCAACGACUAUAACUUCUUGUGCGGCGGAACCCUGAUCUCGGCCAGAACGGUGAUCUCGGCAGCCCAUUGUUUCCGCUUCGGGAGUCGCAGCUUGCCGGGCCAAAGGACAACGGUUUCGCUGGGCCGCAAUACCCUGGAUCUUUUCGCACCCGGAGCCACAAGAGGUGUAUCGCUACUUUUGCUGCACGAAGAGUACAAUCCAAAUGUUUACACAGAUGCGGAUUUGGCCCUCCUGCAGUUGAGCGAACCUGUUGAAUUUGAUGACUAUAUUAAGCCCAUCUGCCUGUGGAACGAGAACUUUCUUCUGGACUUGCCCUCGGGUUACAAGUCCUAUGUGGCUGGCUGGGGAGAGGAUGAGAAGGGCAACCGGAACACCAGGCUGGCCAAGAUGACGGACACGGACAUCAUCACCCAGUCGGAGUGCCGUGGCAAUCUCUCCGCGGAGAACUCCCGGUUCAUUACCUCGCACACAAUCUGCGCCAGCAAUGCUCAGGCUUCGGGACCCUGCAGCGGCGACUCCGGCGGAGGAUUAAUGCUCCAGGAGGAGGACAUCUGGAUGCUGAGGGGAGUGGUCUCCGCCGGACAGCGACUGACCAACCGCUGCAAUCUGACACUGCCCGUGAUCUACACAGAUGUGGCCAAGCACAUCGAGUGGCUGUUGAGGAGCAUGUGGUUUUGAGGGGAAAGAUUAUUAGUGGAAUUGAGUGCCAAAUAAACGUUAACUUAGCUUAUACCAAAA
This is a messenger RNA of Drosophila ficusphila, 1641 nucleotides long. RefSeq names its product CLIP domain-containing serine protease 2. Gene Ontology annotation, biological process: proteolysis. The transcript is spliced from 4 exons. Gene Ontology annotation, molecular function: serine-type endopeptidase activity. The record is from RefSeq and is a predicted model, not a curated record. The coding region runs from base 106 to 1581 and encodes 491 amino acids. NCBI's taxonomy places the organism in Eukaryota, Metazoa, Arthropoda, Insecta, Diptera, Drosophilidae.